CCGCGCGCCGCGCCCCCUCCCACCAGGCACACCCCUCCGCCCCGCCCGGCCACAGAGGGCCUGGAGCCGCCCGGCGGGCCUUAACGACCCUCACAGUGGCACGGUCCUCCUCCGCAGCCUGCCGCCAUGGACGUGUACCCCGUGCACCAGCUAGGGCUGCCCCGCUCACGGUUCCCCGGCAGCUCCGGCCGCGGGUCGCCCUCCGUCAGCUGUAGCCGACUCCGCCAGAUACAGAGCAUCCUAACCCAGAGCAGCAAGUCUCGGCCUGAUGGGAUCCUGUGCAUCCUAGGAAUUGAUAGUAGGUACAAUGAAGGCUGCAGAGAGCUGGCAAAUUAUCUUCUGUUCGGUUUAUACAAUCAGAAUAUCAGUGAUUUUGAGAAAACGGGAUUUUCUGAAGAAGUUCUCGAUGAUGUAAUUAUAUUGAUUAAAUCAGACAGUGUCCAUCUGUACUGUAAUCCUAUCAACUAUCGCUAUCUAAUACCCUAUGUGGCACAUUGGAGAAAUCUGCAUUUCCACUGCAUGACUGAAAACGAGUAUGAAGAUGAGGAAGCUGCAGAAGAAUUUAAAAUUUCCAGCUUUGUAGACAUGGUUCGAGACUGUAGUAGAAUUGGCAUUCCUUACAGCUCCCAAGGUCACUUGCAGAUAUUUGAUAUGUUUGUGGUGGAAAAAUGGCCAAUUGUACAGGCCUUUGCACUGGAGGGCAUUGGAGGGGAUGGAUUUUUUACCAUGAAAUAUGAGUUGCAGGAUGUGAGUUUGAAUCUCUGGAAUGUCUACAGCAAGAUGGAUCCUGUGUCUCUGGAGAAUUUGCUAUCAGAAGAUUUGGUUGCUUUUGAACAUCAGUGGACUAGCUUCUUCGCUAAUUUUGAUACAGAAAUUCCUUUCCUGCUAGAACUUUCAGAAUCUCAGGCAGGCGAGCCAUUCAGAAGUUAUUUCAGUCAUGGAAUGAUCUCCAGCCAUAUAACUGAAAACAGCCCUAAUCGGCAGCCAUUUGUACUCUUUGGUAAUCACUCAACUCGAGAAAACUUGAAUGCUGGAAACUUUAACUUCCCUUCUGAAGGGCACUUGGUACGCAACACUGGUCCUGGUGGGAGCUUUGCUAAACACAUGGUAGCACAGUGUGUCUCACCAAAAGGACCUCUUGCAUGUUCAAGGACCUACUUUUUUGGAGCUACUCACAUUCCUUACUUGGGUGGCAGUGACAAGCUGCCCAAGAAAACUGAACAAAUUAGGCUCUUGUCCCAGAUAUAUGCUGCUGUUAUUGAGGCUGUUUUGGCUGGCAUUGCAUGUUAUGCUAAAGCUUCCAGUCUAACAAAGGCCAAAGAGGUAGCAGAGCAGACUCUGGUAUCUGAGUUAGAUUCCUUUGAGCUGGUUCAGUUUAAGACAGCCCUAUGCUCCAAGAUGGCUUUUCAUAUACAUGCUGUGAAUAAUCAAGGAAGAAUUGUGCCUCUGGAGGGUGGAGAUAAUUUAUCCUUUGUGAAAACGGCUUGUAUGACUGUCUAUGAUAUUCCUGAUUUGCUGGGAGGAAGAGGGUGCUUAGGAUCUGUGGUCUUCUCAGAAUCAUUUUUGACAUCUCAGAUCUUAGUUAAAGAAAAGGAUGGCACUGUUAUCACAGAGACCAGCUGCAUAGUCCUGACAGCUGCCAUACCCAGAUUCUGCUCCUGGCUGGUAGAAGAUGAUGAAGUAAAAUUGUCUGAGAAAACCCAGCAAGCAGUGAGGGGAGAUGAGUGUUUCCUGGGCACUUUUCUAACAGGAGGAGAAGGAGCAUAUCUUUAUUCCAGCAAUUUACAGUCCUGGCCUGAAGAAGGAAACUUGCAUUUCUUCUCUAGUGGCCUUCUGUUUUCUCACCGUCAUCAUGGAAGUAUCAUCAUUUCCAAGGAUCACGUGAAUUCCCUUUCCUUCUAUGAUGGGGAUUCUACCAGUGUUGUGGCUGCCCUUUUUAUCAACUUCAGAAGCUCAUUGCUUCCUCAUCUCCCAGUUCAUUUCCAUGGAUCAAGCAACUUUCUGAUGAUUGCUCUUUUCCCCAAAUCAAAGAUAUAUCAAGCAUUUUACUCAGAGGUCUUCUCCCCCUGGCAACAGCAGGAUAAUUCAGGGCUCUCUUUAAAAGUGAUCCAGGAAGAUGGAUUAUCUGUGGAACAAAAGAAAUUGCACUCUAGUGCACAGAAACUCUUUCGUGCCCUGAACCAUCCUGCUGGGGAGAAGUGGAGUUCUUCAAAGCUGCUCUCAGCUAAACUCCCAGAGCUGGACUGGUUUCUUCAGCAUUUUGCUGUCAGCAGCAUUAGUCCGGAGCCUGUGAUGCGGAUCCAUCUUCCGAUCCUGCUGCAGCAAGCUGAAAUCAGCCCUCCUCACAGAGUAGAAAAUGACAAGGUAAUUAUCAGCAUUGUAACUGGCCUGCCAGGCUGUCAUGCUAGUGAGCUCUGCGCUUUUCUGGUCACCCUGCAUAAGGAAUAUGGCAGGUGGAUGGUGUACCGCCAAAUCAUGGAUAGCUCUGAAUGUUUUCAUGCUGCCCACUUCCAGAAAUACCUUUCUAGUGCCCUGGAGGCCCAACAGAAUCGCUCUGCCCGUCAAUCAGCCUACAUCUGCAAGAAGACCAGACUGCUGGUAGUGUUACAAGGCUACACGGAUAUAAUUGAUGUCAUCCAGGCCCUGCAGACCCACCCAGACUCAAAUGUCAAGUCCUUCUUCACCAUUGGUGCCAUCACGGUUUGCAUGGAGCCCCUGAGCUGCUACAUGGAGCACAGGUUUCUCUUCCCUAAGUGUCUUGACCAGUGUUCACAAGGCCUGGUGAAUAAUGUGGUGUUCACCAGCCACACCACAGAACAGAGGCACCCCCUCCUUGUUCAGUUACAGAGUCUCAUCAGGGCUGCCAAUCCUACCACAGCCUUCAUUCUUGCAGAAAAUGGCAUUGUCACCAGGAAUGAAGACAUUGAGCUGAUUCUCUCAGAAAAUAGUUUUUCAAGUCCUCAGAUGCUGCGAUCCCGAUAUUUAAUGUACCCUGGCUGGUAUGAAGGUAAAUUCAAUUCUGGAUCAGUCUUCCCACUGAUGGUUCAGAUCUGCGUAUGGUUUGGCCGUCCCUUGGAGAAAACUCGCUUUGUGGCCAAGUGUAAAGCAAUUCAGUCCUCCAUCAAGCCAAGUCCCUUCUCUGGAAACAUCUACCACAUCCUGGGCAAAGUGAAGUUUUCAGACUCUGAAAGGACCAUGGAGGUCUGCCACAACACUCUGGCCAACUCCCUGAGCAUCGUGCCAGUUUUAGAUGGACCCACACCACCUCCUGACUCAAGAAGUACACCUCAAGACAGCAAUGGGCAACAAGAGUGCUACCUGGUGUUCAUUGGCUGCUCCCUGAAGGAAGAUAGUCUCAAGGACUGGCUACGGCAGUCAGCUAAGCAGAAGCCUCAGAGAAAAGCUCUGAAGACCAGGGGAAUGCUGACUCAGCAGGAGAUCAGGAACAUCCAUGUAAAGCGCCACCUGGACCCACUACCUGCAGGCUAUUUUUACAAUGGCACUCAGUUUGUUAACUUCUUUGGUGACAAGACCGAUUUUCACCCACUCAUGGACCAGUUCAUGAAUGACUAUGUAGAAGAAGCAAACCGGGAAAUUGAGAGGUACAACCGGGAGCUGGAGCAGCAGGAGUACCAUGACCUCUUUGAGCAGAAGUCCUAGAGGAAGUUGGGUCCAUAUACCCACCAGAGAUGGACAAAUGGGGUGUCUAACCCCAGCUCUCCCAGGCACCCUCCUGGAGGGGCUGUCUUUGUCCUCCUUGACUUUUGCGUGCUGCUGGAGUACAUGUUGUCAUUUUUCUCUCUACAGCGCUGAAAGGCAUCACCUGCACCACUGAUUGGGGGGUGGGGGUGGGGAUCCUCAAGGAUGAGCAGACAGGACUGCCCAUUGUGUGCAGCUGUCAGUCCAGGCCCUCUGGGUCUCUGGUAACAGUAGAUUUUUUGAGCUGCUGAGGUACCAUGUGAAGGGAGAAGCAUUUGCAUUGCACAAAGGAACUGCCAGGACUCAGAAGGAACCCUGGCUGCCCCAUCAUGGCAGUGCCUGGGGAAUAAGACCACUCCAGGCCUCAGGCCUCAGAUACUACCCCAGGACCCUCAUCCCCAAUGGGGCUUGCUGCUUCUGCUUAGGGCCUUUCAUUAAAGGAUCUGGCCCUAUUGGCCCUAGGUCUGGUCUGUGGGGGAGCAGCACAAGCCCUGCCCAAGCCAACCCAUAGAGCCAGCUAAGAUCCACAGCAUGUUCGAAAAUGAGGGGAUUUCCCUUGUGGACUAAACUGAGAAAAAGGCAUGUUUUCUAGAAGUGUGUGGCUCUUCAGUUGACAUCAGCAGUCCCCUUGUGAUUCACUCUGAGCUCUCCUGAGGUAUCACUUGUGUCCCAAAUUCAGGGACAAGACCAAACAUGUGGCCCAAGGCCUAUUGACACUGGUUUUCUAUCAAGGGGAGCAUCCUGCAAGUAGUUAGUCUUAGGCUCAGGGAAGGUCUGCUUUUCAAACACAAACUUCAGAAAAUUCAUGCCCUCACCCCCCAACCAUUGUUUCUUAACCCUGGGUUUUCUUGGCUCCAAUGGAUCAGAAAUGUCAAAAGAAUUCUAAUAUGCAAGUUAGAAUUCCUUCCAGUGGCUUUGUUUUCAGAUGGACCAUAAAGCAAAGGGGAAUUAAAUUGUGUUCAUGUCUGACCUUCAUAGUUAGUGUGGAGAUCACAGGCACUGAUAUUUAGGUGAUAUCUAUUAGGAUUUCAGCACCUCAGCUGCCUAGGUUGUAAAUGUUUUCUGAAUUUCAUGUUCUUUUGCAUGCCUUAGAAAGAAGCACAUAGGUGAAACCAGCAUAGUUUCCUGUAAUGUAGAGGGGGUUUUGGGAAAGACCCUUGUUGCAGAGGAUGGAGCCAGGAUGGAGCACAUGGAGUCUGUGUGCAUAGUCACACAGCAUCCUGCAAUGCAAGUAACAAAGCAGUUAUCAAGGGCUCGUCAGUAAAAUAUACGUGUAUUUGAGAAAAACAAUUUAUGCUUGAAAUCAAAUGAAUAAAAUUACAAAUACCAUUGAAUGAGAAAUCUUGCAUUAAGAAAGGCUCCUGAAAUUCAGAUCCAUGUGCUUCAGUCCUAGCUCCAAAAGCCACUGGUGACAAGGGCUUCUCUGUGGAGCCCAAGUCUGGGAGCCCUGACUUCUGGCUGGCCAGAGUUCAGGGCCACAAAUGGCCUGCCUCUGCUUCAAAAUCAAUAACAUAGAUCUUAAGUGCAAUUGAUUAAUAAGCAAUGAGUUACUGUAGCUUCCUUUAGCUCUACCGAGCUCUUUUUAAAAACUCAAACUUGAGCAGCCUUAGAAAAGGGAAGGGGGUGGGGGGGGACACAGGCCAUUUCAUUUCCUCCAGGGGGUUGCUGUGAAGUUUUCAGUAGAAGCUCUAGAUGUAGGAGCAUGAGCCAUUUCCUGGCUGCCCUGGCCUGGCAGUCUGGCUGCUGCACAAGAGUUUUUAAAGGGGGGUCGGAGCCCACCCAUGAAAGUGGGCCUCCCACCACGUGGGGCUACACUACAUGGUGAUCUUGAUUUCUGACCAUUGUCCAUAGAAAUGCUCUCUCACCAACCUGCCCCACUGUCCCCACUCCUCUCUUUGUAGAGGAAAAACUGUGAUUACCUCAACAUGAAUACGAAACUGUGAUUGAAAAAAGGCAAAAUGUUAAGAAGUAUCAAAGCCAAAAUGGCAAAACUGGCUGAGGCCUAUACAGACACUCCCCAGCCUGCUCGGGAGUGUGAAAGGGCACCGUGGUGAAAGGGCAUUCCUGGGCACACUUGCUGUGCUCCUGGUGAAGGGCACAGUAGCAGCACACUGUGAGCUCUUUGAGGACUGGGGCUGGGAGCAUGCAAGCCUCUCUCGUUCUGACUGUAGAGUUUAAUAUCCACUUUAUCCUGUGGGUCAGGGAGCAGGGUCGUAGGCUGUUUCCAGAGAAAAGGCCAUGACACUGUGUUUUUAUCUUAGAAGUGGAUACCAGGGACCCAGCAAAGAUAGGGGGUUCAUUUCCCAGGGACAGGCAGAAGUCCUCCAGGGGCUUACAUGCUUUUUGCCAACUUUCCUGUUAGCAGCUUCAGUUUUAUAUCACCAGAGUGAGUGGAAUAAUGGUGAAAUCACUGAAGUUAUGGUUUAUUUUCCUUUUUUUGGGGGGGGGGGCAUUUCUCUUUCUCUCUAAUUGAAAGGAGGAGGCAGAAAUUGGAGAAGAUGGAUCACCCUAGGAGGGGGCAACAGGCAAGAAGUUUAGUUUGCCCUGCUGAUCCCUGAGGCUCUCGGAUCUGAAGCCUGGACACUGGCCCUUCAGGUGUGAUACAAAGUUCCCUCCUAAAUUCUAUUAGGAUUUUGGAGAAUUUUUGCACAGUAAUAAGCUCUGGGUUGCUCUUUGGGCUUCUCAAAAGGGAAAAGUUCAACUCAAAAGAUUGUAAACUAUGAAGUAUUCCAGCCAUGUUGCUGACUAGUUGGAUAGAUGUACCUCAAAAAGUAGGUGAGAAAUGGCUUUCUCAGUGUCCACUAAUGACAUAAGAGCUCACUUACGUGCCAAAAUUCACUUUUAUACUAGUUUUUCAGUGCUUUAAUAUUUGUAACUUAAAUUUUAAAACUCAUAUUUACAAACACUACUGUAACUUCAGUGAAACUGAAUUGUGUGAUUGAAGCUUUUUGCUUAUUAUAAUAUUUAUUACACUACUUAAUUCAGUAAAUAUAUAAAGUAGUCUUCAAUUUAUUUUUAUAUUAUUUUACAUGUUUUUACCUGCAAUUGUGUAUGUGAAUUUACCUUGGUAAUUAAGAUGUAAUGCUAAAGACCAAUAAACUAUCAUUGAACAAGCAA
This is a messenger RNA of Ictidomys tridecemlineatus (thirteen-lined ground squirrel), 6816 nucleotides long. RefSeq names its product dynein axonemal assembly factor 9 (gene Dnaaf9). The record is from RefSeq and is a predicted model, not a curated record. Lineage: Eukaryota; Metazoa; Chordata; Mammalia; Rodentia; Sciuridae.